GCUUCUUCCUUAGCAACAACCUAAAUAACCACAGCCUUUGACCGUAAACAAUCGAUAGUAAAUAGUCAUGGCUUAACAACCCAAAUGGAGACUAAAAACAUUAGCAGCCCUAAGUCACUGUAACUAUUAUCGAAGUGAAAAAUGGCGCUACAGAUCCCAGAGCAUCUGACUCAGGAGACCAAACUCUACCUGACUGGUUCCUUGGACAGCUUGAGCUCUCUGAAGGAUAACUGGUACUCUGUUCCUGACCCAGCUCUCAAGGGGGUCAGCGUGCCCUGCCCGUGUGGAGAAACAGUUGAGGUUGUCACAGGUUUAUCAACCAACAUCCACACUGACCCCUACAAUGACGAUGAGGCUGAGUCGCGGUUCCUGUACUCCAAGCCUCCAUGUUUUAUCAUAGUUGGCAAGCCAGGCUGUGGGAAGACAACUCUGGCCAGAAAGUUAGCCACUGAGUGGAGCUGUCAGCUCAUUAACUCCACUGACUUGAUACAAGAGAACAUGGACCUGCAGACAGAGAUUGGGACCAAAUGCAAGGAGAUCCUUCUGGCUGGUCAGGCUGUGAGCGAUGAGAUGGUGCUCAAGAUGGUGGUGGACAAGGUCAACUCACCAGAGGUGGCUCAUCAUGGCUAUGUGCUGGAUGACUUGCCCUGCCUGUAUGAGGGAGUGCUGUCAGUGACUGAACAAAUUGAGAUGAUCAAAAGUUGGAAGCUCAGGCCUGAUUUCAUCAUCAACAUCAGGAUUCCAGACAAAGAUAUUGAACAGAGAAGACUAGGUCAGAAGGUCGACCCAGAAAAUGGACAGCUGUACACACAGGAAGUCUACGCCCCAGAAAAGCCUGCUGUUGUUGAGCAACCUGUAGAGAAAGUUUUAGACGAGGACGAAGAAGAGGCAGUGGAAGAGGGAGCAGCUGAAGAGGACCAGGAAAUAGAUGAGGGGACAGAGCUGCCUUUAGAGGUGAUCAAGCGCCUGGUCAAACGACCAGAGGACAUGCAGGAGCAGGUCACAAACAGCAUUGACAAGUACAAGAACCAAAUGCUGCGCAUACUCGAGGAGUACAUGGGGGACCAUGACCAACAGUAUUUAGUUGAGAUGGAUGGAAAUGAAAGUCAAGCUUCACUUUAUAAGCAACUGAUGCAGAAACUAUUGACCUUUAACCUCCAACCUGCGGCCCUGGUUAGACAGCUGGUGGAGCCGGAGGAGGAGGAGAUCCCAGAAGACAUGGAGACAGACGAGCUGCUGCGUCUGCUGGCCGCCAGGCAGAUGGUGGCUCCACGCUACCGCUGGCGCCGCAGUCGCUGGGGCAGGUACUGCCCUGUGGCACUCUGGGAAGGAAACUUAAUCCUCGGCAAACCAGAGUUUGCUGUCAGUUUUCUAGACAAAAUGUACGUCUUGUCCAGCGAGGAAGCCAUGAACAAAUUUAUGAAAAACCCAAGGACUUACCUGAUAGCACCUCAGCCCAAGGCUCCCUGUAAGAUUGCGGUCAUUGGCGGUCCUUUCUCUGGCAAAACCACCCUGUGUCACCUGCUGGCUAGCAGGUAUGGGGCCAAGAUCUUCGACAUUGCUGAGCUGACAAAGCCUGUGAAGGAAAAUGAAAAACAAAAAUUUAUUGACAAUGCCAGGAAGGAAGCAACGGACAAGGCCAUUCAACAGGUCAAGGCCAAGCUAAAAGAGAAAAUGGAGGCAGAAGCAGCUGCUAGAGAAGAGGAACGUCAAGCCAGGCUGGCUAUAGAUAGAGCAAGAAAAGAUUUUGAGAAGCGCCGUGCUAAGGAAAUUGAAGAAGAAGCACAGCAGGAUUCUGAAGAAGAUGAUGAAGAUAAAGCAGAAGAAGAGAAACAAGCCACACAAGUCAAUGAAGAAAAGGGCGUGGAAGAUCCAUCCAAUCAGAUCACACCCAUUCUGUCCAGUGAAUCGAUGACAGAGGACCAGCCUGAACCACCAAUAACAGAGCCAGAUGUUGAUGAGAACCACCCUGAUGUGGUCAGCAUUGUAAACUUGGCUGUAGCAGAUGCCUCAACAGUGACCAUAACCUUGACCUCUGAACUUAUUGCUGAGGUUUUAGAAAAUGCCAUCAAAGAAUGGGAGCAGGAGAUGAGGAGCAGGAAUGUGGAUGGACCUUUGUAUGGGUCCUGGGUCCUGGAUGCCUACCCCACCAAUAGAGAGCAGUGGAACGCCAUGGUGGAGAGAAACCUGAUUCCUGAUGAGUUGAUUGUUCUUGGCGACGUCUUCACUGGCGACAAGGAAAUCACCACCAAGAUGAUCCAGCUGACCACUGAGAGGUACUGCAUAAAGAACAGAGACUGGAUUCUCAGCGAGGCCCAGCGGCGCCAGAAGGAGAAGCAGAGGCUGAUGGAGCUGGCCCAGAAAGAAAGGGACAGACUUCGGCUGAUUGAAGAAGAAAUGUCCCGCAUAGAACAAGAAAAGGAGGAGCAGAAGCUGAAGCUGCUUAUGGAAAAAGCAGCCAUGGAGGAAGCUGCUGCAGAAAAAGAAAAAGAAGAAAAAAUGGCGUACUUGCAUGUGAACCAAGUAUUAUGGGAUACAUUAGCUGGUGAAGUUGUCACGCGCAGAUCUUUCCAUGAGAUGGGAAUCGAGCAGCCUCGUGGGCCUAGUUUCAUUACUCUUCUGGCUGAAGAGUUCCAUGAUUAUUCCGAACUGUACGCCAAGCUUGACACGCUUGGUGAAGUCAUACAGAAUGUGGCCGAGUCAGACAGCAAAGUUCCUGAAGUCGAGGCUGAGAUAGCAACAGAAGUGACUCCAACAACUGUACCAGAGGAGGAUGAGGUGCAUGUGGAGCAAACAGAACUAGAGUACUUAAUGCUCCAGCCAGAGGCUAUAGCCUUCAGGGACAACCUCGGGGAGUUUGACAAGGAUCUGGGUAAUUUGAUUGGCACGGUGUCCGGCUCCUCACAUGUCGAGCCACACAAAAUUGACAUUGCCGGACACACUCCUGAAAAAACUUUUCAAGCUGUUGUUGACCACAUUGAAAGAUUCUUCCACUACACCGGCUGGGAGGUCGGUGCUCAGGAUUUAGAGGAGGAAGAGGAAGAUCUGGAGGCUGAGGAUGCUGAGGAGGAAGGUGGAGAAGAGGAGGAGGAUGCCAACAGAAGCGUCAGAAGAAAGUUUUUGGGAGAUUCAAACUACUUUGAUCCUGUACCUCUCAAAGAAACAGAUGUCUUGGUGCCAGGAAAUCCAGAGAUUGCUGCCGUCUACAGAGAAAGGGUUUAUUACUUUUAUUCCAAUGAAACCAAAGAAAAGUUCCUGGAGAACCCGUCUCAUUAUGUGGCGCAAAAUGCUGCCCUCAAGGUUCCACCUGUACGUCUGUUGAUCCUGGGACCUAAAGGUUCCGGUAAGACUUUACAUGGGCGCCACCUGGCGGAGAAGCUGGGCGUCUUCCACAUCUCCUUCAGGGAGAGACUGCAGGAGCUGAUCAUUGCCAAGACCAAGAGGAAAAUUGGUCCUGAGUAUCAGAUGGAUGAGGAGCUGACGUCUGAUGAAGAGGAGGAUUUUGAUGAGUCUGGUGGGAGCAGCGCACACCCAACAGGGUCCAGAUCAGAACAAAAGAGAAGGUCCUCUACGAGGUCAUCAAGUUCUGUAACAACAGAGCAGGAGGAGGAGGAGGAGGACUACCCAGAGGAAAUGACCUUUGAGGAGGAUCCCGUCUGGGACGAUGUCAGAUACGUGGAGGAAGAAAUGGAGAAGAAUGUGUCUGUGGGGGAGGGGGAGGACGACGCUGUAGGCAGCUACCAGCACUCUGCCACAGUCCAGGAAAUGGCAAACGCAGGAAAAAUUGAGGAAGAGAGCGUUGAACUGACUGAAGCCGAGGAGGCAAUCAAAGCUUAUUUAGAAGAUAACGAGCCUCUGCCAAACCACGUCUUAGACAACAUCAUUCAAGUCUGGUGGAAGUCAGAGCCAUUCAAAUCUACUGGCUUUAUACUGGAGGGUUUCCCUCGUACAACUGAUGAGGUCAAGUACCUACAGGAGUCUGGCUUGAUGCCAGAUGCUGCUGUCAUUCUACAGGUGAGUGAGAGUGAGGUCAUCGGCCGCUUGCUGCCCCCCAAGCUAGAGAAGUGGAGGACCAAGAGAGAGAAAAGAUUGGCCAAAAAAACACACAAGAAGGAGAAGGCUCGCAAAAAGAAGGAGGAAGCCAUGGCCAAACGUAGAGAAGAGUUGGUGCUUGAACGUGAGGAAAGAAAAAAAGUCAGAAGGGCAGAGAAGGAGGCAGAGAGUUUUUAUAACAAAGAGGAAGAGGAAGGAGAAGGAGAAAGUAGUGAGGAGGAGGAAGAAGAGGAAGAGGAAGAUAUUGAUGCCAUUCUGGCAGAGGAAUUUGAGGAAGAAGAAGAAGAAGAGGAGGAAGAUGAAGAAAAUGAGGAAGAUGCUAUCGAACGAAUGAAGAAUGACUUUAAUGAGAUUUAUGAUGAUGACACCAACAGGAUUGUGGCUGUGGAGGAGGCCCUGGAAGAGAUUCUAAUCCCUCGUAUCAGCAUUGACGCCUCCCGCAGGCCGCACAUCAUCAGAUACAUCCUCAGUAAAAAACUCAAGCCUUACAAUGAGUUCCGCCACAGCAUUUUUGAGCGUGUCUACCCAAUCAGUGAGCAGCAGGCAAACCUCAUGCUCCAAAUGGGCUAUAAAUAUCCCAGUCGCUUCGGCCGUUGGGACCCAGUCAAGCUGAAAGAUGGGGACUGCAUCCAGCCAGCAAUGGGUCAGGGCAUCGCGACCUACCCCUGUAUCCACAGAUCCUACAUUUACUUUUUCUCCAGCCGACAAAGCCGCCAGUUGUUCAUGCAGGAUCCCAUGACCUACUUGAAGCAACCCUCGCCCAAACCUGUGGUCCCCAUCAAGAUGGCCAUCAUUGGGCCCCCCAAAUCUGGGAAAUCAACCAUUGCUAGAAGAUUUGUUGAAGAUUAUGGAGUGAAAAGAUUAUCCAUUGGAGAGGCCAUGAGGACAAUCCUGGCCACCCAGAAAAAUACAGACUUGGCCAAGCAAAUGUUCUGGCAUCUGUCACGAGGGCGAGUCGUCCCUGACAAUCUACAAAUUCAAAGCUUAGAGGUCGCCUUGUUGGAUAUGACAUGUCAGACACGAGGCUAUGUGCUAGAUGGCUACCCAAUGGUGGGCAGUCAAAUCCAGUUGAUGCGAGAGAGAAGUAUCAUCCCUGUCCGAGUCAUUGAGCUGGAGCUGGAGAGCAAGGAGGUGAUGGUGAGAGGACUCAAAGACAGGAUGGUCAUUCCACGGCCUCUAGUGCUACAUGACAGCGCCCAAAUUCUGGCCAUCAAGCUCUCCUGUUACCACAAAACAGCACCACAAGUUCGUGACUGGUACCAAAAGCAGCACCAGAACUACCAGACAGUCAACGGCAACCAAUCCAAGUGGUGGGUGUGGGACAACACGCUACAACUGGCCAUCCACAGCAUCCAGCGUAUCCAGGACUAUCUGCAACGGAUAGGAGAUGAUGAGGCUGCUGGUAUAGCUGGACUGUGCAUCACACCAGAGGAGUUUGAGCAGCGUGUAGGUGUCUUUGGGAACUACUGUCCUGUCAGCUUGGCACAACGCGGGGAACUUGUUGACUGUUCUGUCAACCCAACCUUGGAGUUUGCAGCUGAGUUUAGAGGCCACUACUAUAAGAUGGCAGGUAAAGAAGAGUUGGAGCAGUUUUUGUCCAGUCCAGAAAAAUUUGUCCCGCCACUUGCGCCUCGCAGCCUGCCAGCGCCAGCCAUGCUACCUCGCAGGAUAACAAAAGCUGAGCUGCAGGAUAGACCGGUGGAGAUCCUGGGCUACUGUCCUGUCACCUACCUGGACGGGAACAUGAGAUAUGAUGCGCUGAUUCCAGGAUGUGAAGAAUUCAUGGCAGAAUACAUGCAUAAAGUUUUCCUCAUGCAAAGCCAGGAGAAAUUACUCAAGUUUAUGAAGUUGCCAGAGAAAUAUUCCAAUAUGAAGCUGCCACACAAACUUCCUCCAAAACCAGAAGAGCUGCCAUUUGCCAGUUUGCCAAUGUUGGGUUUCAUGGAACAAACGUGUGCCAUAGCUUUAGUCAAAGCCUUGACUGCUGCAGGCAAUGUCAAGCCCAAAUAUCCUUUCAUCUCCUCUACACGCUCUGCACUCAUUUACAUUGCCUAUCAUUUAAAAGCUUUCAACCCCAAGUCUUCCCCCUACAUCCGCAAGAAGUACAAGCAGAAGCUGCAGCAGUUUGAGGAGACAUGUCAGCUGAUCAACUACCUGGGGAACAACAUGACAGCCAGGUACCGCGACCCCAACGAGAGACCCAAAGACUUUGAUACCAAACUUGAAACAUUUUUUGCUCUCAGAGGGGUGGAGCCCACCCCAACUUGGAUCAUGUAAAGCUGGCUGUAUCAAGCAGGCCUAACCAAAGGGGCAGCUCUCCUCUGUGUCUCAUGCUUCUAGAUCUGCUGGUACUUGGAGAUUUCUAACUGAUCCUACCAAAUUUCUUUUUCUCUGUGUGCAGUUUUAAAACCAGCAGCCAUCUUAGUUUUAUUAGCCUCCAAAUUAUUCUAUAUUGGCCCAACUAUUCUAUAGUGGCCCAACUAUUCUCUAGUGGCCCAACUAUUCUAUAGUGGCUCAACUAUUCUCUAGUGGCCCAACAUUCUAAAGUGGCCCAACUAUUCUAUAGUGGCCCAACUAUUCUAUAGUGGCCCAACUAUUCUAUAGUGGCCCAACUACCCCAUAGUGGUCCUACUAUUGCUGCCCCUAAACAAAAGCCAUCGAACUAUUCCAUUGGGCCCAACUGAUCAAAAGCGGCCUAACUAUUCUAUAGUUGCCUAACCCUUGUGUAGGAUAAAUAGUCCGUCUGUCUGCCCUCAGAUAUUUUUGGUUGAAACUGUGAUAGACUGUGUGUACUGUGAUAGACUGUGUGUACUGUGAUAGACUGUAUGUACUGUGAUAGACUGUAUGUACUGUGAUAAAAUGUGCCUGUAGACUACAUUACAAUUUGUUAGACAUUGGAUGGUUGCCCUGUGUUAGCUGGUACUUGUUAAGGCAAGAACUACAUUUUGUAUCCUUCAUUAAAGAUAAUGUACUUUGGUAAACAGUGGCAUAGAUGGAACAGAAAAAUGACAUUGCAAAGACUUAAAAUGUUUCAUUUUUUUGCUAAAAUUAACGGAACAAUUACAAUAAUGUAUUCCCAUAAUGUCGGUUAUGUAUCAAUAAAUUAUUUUGUCAAAAAUUC
This is a messenger RNA of Physella acuta, 7174 nucleotides long. RefSeq names its product adenylate kinase 9. NCBI's taxonomy places the organism in Eukaryota, Metazoa, Mollusca, Gastropoda, Physidae. Gene Ontology annotation, biological process: nucleobase-containing compound metabolic process. The record is from RefSeq and is a predicted model, not a curated record. Gene Ontology annotation, molecular function: ATP hydrolysis activity; ATP binding; nucleobase-containing compound kinase activity.